Messenger RNA from Telopea speciosissima, 2301 nucleotides. Its product is annotated as receptor-like protein EIX2. The record is from RefSeq and is a predicted model, not a curated record. Gene Ontology annotation, molecular function: protein binding. Lineage: Eukaryota; Viridiplantae; Streptophyta; Magnoliopsida; Proteales; Proteaceae. The transcript has a single exon. The coding region runs from base 1 to 2301 and encodes 766 amino acids.
AUGAAAAGAUUUGAGGUUCUCUUGCUUAUAUUCCUAUACAUACAAAUCACCAAUUUUAGUGUUAGUAGAGCAAACAAAGAAGUGCUUUGCAGUAAGACAGAGAGAGAAGCCCUUCUCAGCUUUAAGAAGGGACUUCAAGAUCCAACAAAUUGGCUCUCAUCUUGGAUUGGUGAAGACUGUUGUACAUGGAAAGGAGUUAGCUGCAACAACAGAACAGGACGUGUCGUCAAGCUCAACCUCCGACAGCCAUAUGAUGCUGCAAUAGAACAGGAAUUUUGGGACAGCCCAGAACAGUUUGAUUCUUAUAUGAAUUCCCUAUUGGGUGGAGAGAUAAGUCCUUCUUUACUUGAACUGAAGCAUCUGAAGUACCUAGACCUAAGUGUGAAAAACUUCAAUGGUAUCAGCAUUCCUGAGUUCCUUGGUUCCCUCAAGAGCUUGAGAUAUCUUAACCUUUCUAAUGCUGGUUUUGGUGGAAUGGUUCCUCAACAGUUGGGGAAUCUAUCAAGUCUGCGUUUUCUUGACCUCAGUACCGAUUCUAUGUUUUCAUUAUAUAGUUUUGGUACUAGAUUACAUGCUGAUAGUUUGCAAUGGCUUUCUAAUCUUUCUUUCUUGCAGUACCUUGGCAUGAGUCAAGUUAACCUUAGACAUGCAACUGAUUACCUGCAGGUAUUGAAUAUGAUUCCUUCAUUAACAGAGUUAUUCUUAUCGGCUUGUGAACUUAAUCCACCUCCUGUUCUUCCUGCUCAACUUGUUAAUUUUACAUCACUCACUGUCAUUGACUUUUCGAAUAACAAUUUCAGUUCAUCAGUUCCUGAGUGGUUGUUUAGUAUCAAAGGCCUUGUUUCUCUUAAUUUGCGAUACACUGCUUUUCAUGGUCCAAUACCAGGUGGUCUUCAGAACAUGACUUCUCUAAGGGUCCUAGACCUCUCUUCUAACAAUUUUGAUUCCACCAUUCCUGAUUGGUUAUAUAAUUUGAGUAGCCUUGUAACCCUUGAAAUCUCUAGUAGCAAUUUGAGAGGUUCAAUUAUGAGUGCAGUUGGUAACCUGACUUCACUCACAAAGAUCGAUCUUUGGGGCAAUGAGCUUGAAGGUGAGAUACCAACAACAGUGGAAAAUCUUUGCAAGUUGCAGGAAUUAUUUUUGUCCUCAAACCACUUUUCAGGUCAUCUGCCUGAUCAACUGGGGCAGCUUAAGAGUCUAACUAGUCUUUAUCUUCAGUACAACUCGUUUUCUGGUCCAAUUCCCCAAUCUGUGGGAAGAUUAUCAUCACUGAGAAUAUUAGAUCUUACUGGUAAUCGAUUGAAUGGAUCUAUGCCAGAAAGUUUUGGACAUCUUUCGCAGCUUGAGGAAUUGUUGAUCUCCCAUAAUUCAUUGGAAGGUGAGGCAUCUGAGGUUCACUUUGCCAAUCUCACUAGACUAAAAUCAUUCUAUGCAUCUUCAAACUCAUUGGUUUUGAGAGUCAGCUCUACUUGGAUUCCUCCUUUUCAACUCAAACAUUUACAUAUGGGAUCAUGGCAUGUAGGACCUCAAUUCCCAGCAUGGCUUCAAACUCAAAGGAACAUGUCUUCCCUAGAGUUAUCUUAUACAGGAAUUUUUGAUGAAUUUCCCACUUGGUUUUGGAACUUAUCUUCACAAAUUUCAUAUUUAAAUCUCUCCAACAAUCAAAUACAUGGUGAACUCCCUAGAAGACUGAAACUUGAUUCUGUUUACUCAAUGAUAUUUUUGGGUUCCAACAGCCUUGAGGGUCCACUACCCCAUUUCUCUUCCAAUGUUUGGGAACUAGAUCUUUCCAACAAUUCCUUUUCUGGACCAAUUUCCCAUUUUCUAUGUCAAGAGAUGGAUGGACAAAGCAAGCUGGAAAUUCUCGAUCUCUCAGACAAUCUCUUAUCUGGGGAUAUCCCUGAUUGUUGGAUGAAUUGGCAAUCACUGCAAGUAAUAAAGUUGGGGAACAAUAAUUUUACUCGAAAGGUUCCAAGUUCUUUGGGUUCACUAUUGGCACUUCAAUCUCUGCAUUUGCGCAACAAUCAUCUUUCUGGUAAAUUACCUUCAUCUUUGCAAAAUUGUUCGGACUUACAAGUCAUUGACCUUGGUAAGAACGAGUUUUUUGGAAGCAUACCGACAUGGUUGGGGAAAAACUUACCACAGUUAAUAGUUUUGGUCUUACAUUCAAACAAUUUUGGUGGUAGCAUUCCGCCAGAACUUUGUGAUCUAUCAUCACUUCAAAUCCUGGAUCUUGCUCAUAAUAACCUUUCAGGAACCAUACCUCAAUGCUUCAACAAUUUCAGUGCUAUGGCCGCCUAG